Messenger RNA from Drosophila melanogaster (fruit fly), 409 nucleotides. RefSeq lists its product as uncharacterized. The transcript has a single exon. Bases 7 to 177 code for a protein of 56 amino acids. The record is from RefSeq and is marked reviewed. Lineage: Eukaryota; Metazoa; Arthropoda; Insecta; Diptera; Drosophilidae.
AUCGCAAUGCCAUCUAGCUGGAUUCAUUUGCUGGGACUGCUGGCCCUGUUUCUUUGCACGAUCCUGUCUGCUGGAGAUGCCUCCCCCUUCGACGAGAGACGCCACCGGGGAUGGAAUCCUCGCCCAGGAUCAAUGCCGCAGAUUCCCACCACACCACCUUUUAAUCCAUACGGAUAAGGUGGCAUCUAAUUAUCUAAAAGCUAACUAAAAAUAUAGAUCAAGUCUUAAUCGUUUACAAAUAUAUAAAAUGCAUUUAGAUGGACUACAAAAAAAUUUCUAAAAAUGUCACAUAUUCAAUAUAGAAAGCGUUUUUCUAUAAUAAGAAUUCGGCUGUCAAUCAAGGGGGAACUUUUUCCUCCACUUUUUGGUUUUGAGAAUAAAGGGCAAGAAAUGUCAAUUGAAUCCGAGG